AUGAUUAAAAUUGGCUAUCAAGGUGUCGAAAACAGUAACAAUUAUAUUGCCGCCAAAAGAUUCGUCGAAUCAAAUAAAAUAGAAAACUAUGUUUUAGUUCCGUUAACCACUUCUGAAAAUGUGGUGAACCAUUUGCUCAGUAAAGAAAUUGACCUUGGCAUUAUGGCAGUUUCAAACUCAAUUAUCGGACAGGUUACAGAAACUAAAAACGCCAUUGGCAACAAAGAUUUGACAGAAGUUUCAAGAGUCGAAUUAACUAUCAAACAUUCCGCGUUUAAACUAAAUUCAGAUCUUUCUGGUCUGAAUGUUAAAUACGUAGUCUCACACGAAGCGGCUUUAGGGCAAUGCAAACAUAAUAUUGAAUUGAACUAUCCUAAUGCUGAACUAAUAUCUAUAAAAAACAGUGGUUUGGGCCCACCAAUGCUUGUUGCAGGGAAACUUGAUUCUUCUUCCGUCGUCCUUUGCCCACCGAAAGCUGGUGAGAAAUAUGAUCUGGUGAUGGAUCACGAAAAUUUGUCGGACACGUAUGACAAUGUGACAUCCUUUGGAAUAUUUAAACUUACAAGUUAA
Messenger RNA from Adineta ricciae, 570 nucleotides. NCBI's taxonomy places the organism in Eukaryota, Metazoa, Rotifera, Eurotatoria, Adinetida, Adinetidae. The record is from the annotation of a GenBank genome assembly.